UGUACACAGUACACCACCUAAAAUAUAUACGGGAUAUUAUAUGUUAAGCUAGCGCGCGUGAGUAAAGUAACUAGCUACACUAUGGGAUGCGAUGGAGGAACAAUUCCUACUCGAGACGAAUUAGUAAGGCUGAAACAGAAGCCCGAGAAGGUUAAGCUUUGGUUUGAUUUUGUUUGGUUAUGGGGGUCCCAACGACAAACUCUUUUUCUCUUGCAGGUUGAUCGGGAUGUUGAAAUUUCUGCAAGGUGGCGUCAUUGUGCUCUCAGUCAACAGCAGCUACGAGAACCUAUUGUGUGUUGUGAAUUGGGAAGGCUAUACAACAAGGAGGCCGUGAUUGAGUACCUCCUCAACAAAGCUUCUGCAUCUUCCGACAUUGCUGCACACAUCCGAAACCUAAAGGAUGUCUGCGAAUUGAAAUUAACUAAGAACACGUCAUAUGAUCGAUCUUGUUUGGGCAAGGCCGACACUUACGUUGAUACUCAAGCAUCAGAAUACAUCUGCCCAAUCACAGGCCUUGAGAUGAACGGCCGAUACAAGUUUGUGUUUUUGUGGAAGAAUGGGUUUGUCUGCUCUGAACGUGGAUUGAAGGAAGUUCCUGACGCCGUGCAUCAAGAGUGGGGAGAGGGCUAUAACAAGGACGAUGUUAUUGCCAUAAAUGGGAGCAAAGAAGAGAUGGAAGAACUGAGGAAAAAGAUGGACUUUCGUCGUGCACAGGCAAAAAUGGAAAAGAAAGGGCAGAAAGGCAAGAAGCGUGAGCGAGCAGAAGCAGCAGUAAAGAGUGAGCAAUUAGAUAACCCGUGCUCAAAAUCAAAGAAAAUCAAGUCGUCAACAAAGCAGAAUGGCACCGUGAAGCCUACUAGUGUGACUAUGAGCGGUAACAGUGACUUAGGAUUGGGCACUGUAGCAGAAGCUCGAGCUGCAUUGAAACAGAGUUCGCAUUUCAAGACUGUAGCUGAGGAUCCGAAGGCUAGUAAGACACUGAAGUCGCUGUUUUCAUCAAGUGCUAAACCUCGGGAUAAGGACGAUUCCGCUCAUUGGGUCACAUAUAAUCCUUAUCAUUAUGCUGGCUGAAUGUAACACAAAGAGAGGUAUUUGUAUGUGUAUGUAGUCACUGUGACUGUGUAUAGCAUUGUAUAUAGCACGAUGCUUUGCUGGUAGAUUAUGUCAGCAGUACAGGUAUGUAUCUCAGUGAAAGUACCUGUAAUACGUUCACUGAAGUAGUAGCUGCUGUGACACAUUAGAUCUCUUUUAGCUUCAUCUAUGGCAUGAUCUUUGUUACAUGAUAAUGUGAUGAUAGAACUUAGGUAAAGACGAUUGUUGUAUCUACUGA
Molecule: messenger RNA, 1330 nt
Organism: Corticium candelabrum
Lineage: Eukaryota; Metazoa; Porifera; Homoscleromorpha; Homosclerophorida; Plakinidae
Product: replication termination factor 2-like
Exons: 6
Coding region: 82-1071 (329 amino acids)
Biological process (GO): site-specific DNA replication termination at RTS1 barrier; mitotic DNA replication termination
Cellular component (GO): nucleus
Source: RefSeq, a predicted model, not a curated record